Messenger RNA from Anoplopoma fimbria (sablefish), 7591 nucleotides. Its product is annotated as matrix-remodeling-associated protein 5-like. The record is from RefSeq and is a predicted model, not a curated record. Gene Ontology annotation, molecular function: protein binding. Gene Ontology annotation, cellular component: extracellular region. The coding region runs from base 1 to 6261 and encodes 2086 amino acids. Lineage: Eukaryota; Metazoa; Chordata; Actinopteri; Perciformes; Anoplopomatidae. The transcript is spliced from 13 exons.
AUGUACUGGAGUGUGUGUGUGCCACUGACUCUCCUGGUGCUGACACUUGCAGUGCCGAUGGGGCAGGCCUGCCCCAGGAGCUGCAACUGCUACCAGGCCAAUGAAGUCCACUGUACCUUUCGCUCCCUGCUUACUGUACCUUCUGGCUUGCCUAUACACACACGCCGCAUAAAUUUAGGGUUCAACAGCAUCAGCAGGAUCCAUGACAGUUCUCUGGCUGGGCUUAGGAAGGCGGAGCUUUUGAUGCUCCACAGCAACGACCUCCACCAUCUCCCAGAUGCAGCGUUCAGAGAUAUGAAAUCAUUACAGAUACUAAAGCUGAGUUAUAACAAGCUGAGAGAGAUCUCUUCAUCUCUGACCUUCUCUGGCCUGACCUCACUGCUCCGUCUGUACUUGGAUCACAACCUCCUCCAGCACAUCCACCCCCGGGCACUUCUCCAACUGACUAGCCUCAGGCUGCUGCGCCUGCAGGGGAACAGGCUGCAUCAGCUGCACCCUCACACUCUGUGCACACUAUCCCUCCUGAAUACAUAUUACAUCUCUACCCUCAGAAACCUAGACCUGUCCAACAACAGCCUAACCACUCUGCCCAGAGAGAUCUUGGCGACAGCACCUCUGUUGGAGACUGUUGUGCUGCAGGCUAAUCCGUGGAGUUGUGACUGUAGGAUGACUUGGUUUCUCACUUGGAGUCUGGCUCAUCCAGGCCUAAUGAAAUGUCCCAGCGGCCCUCAGUGUCCAAUCUGUGCCUCGCCCAAUUCCCUUCAAGGUCAGGGCUUGCUUGACCAUACUGACCUAUCGUGCACCUCGCCUGUUAUCUCCUCCCCAGGAAGAGACACACCUUUAGAGACAGACCUCAGUGAAAUCCAAUCAAGUGAAUCCUUCAGAGAGCCUUUAGGCACCGCCUAUUUGGGUCUGUCUGACCAACAGGGGAACAGUGUCGACCUGGGAUGCAACAUCACUCACUCUUCAGAGUUCCAGGAUAUCGCUCCUCCUCCAGAUCUCUCUCUGUCCUCCUCUUCUCCUCUCCCCCUUGCUCUGUCACUCUCCCUGGAGUGCCCUGUGGAGAAACAGAGCUAUGAAAAUCUUUGGAGGAUUCUCGCUUACUACAGUGAGACUGCGGUUCGCCUGGAGAGGGAGAUCAUGCUGAGUAAAGCCCCGGCAUUGGCAUACCGCUACAGGCAGGCAGCAGAGACAGAUGGAUAUUAUCACACUGGAGUCGAAGUUUCUGUUAAAGCCACUCCACAGUGGCUGCUACAGCCAGCCAUUAGCAUUCAACUAAACAGAGGGCAGUCUAACCCACACAAAGUCCAACUUAUAUACUCAACAAGAGUCGCUGCUCAUCCGGACCCUGCUUCUCAUCCCUCAACGUCCGCCCCUACCUCUCACCCAUGGGUGCUUAUUUCAACUAAUCAUACCCCCACGGCCCUGGCGGCGGUAGCAGGAAGUAAGGUGGAGCUAUCAUGCCCUGUUUUAAGUUCUGGUAAAACCAAAGUACAGUGGGUUCUCCCAGAUGGAUCCAUGCUAAUUUCCCCCUCCAGCAGCCUAGAUGGUAGGCUCCAGGCUUUGGCCUCUGGUUUAUUUCUACACAAAGUACAGCUCUCAGAUGCAGGAAUUUACCACUGCAUAGCCAGGGCAGGCAUGGAUGUAGAUGUUCUCCCCCUGCGCCUGGCAGUGGAGGAGUCCUCUGUACCGCCUUCAGGAGAGAAAGUGGGACCUCCUGUCAUUGGAAAUGUUGGGGAGCCUAUCAAUCUGUCCUGCAAGGCAUCUGGUUCACCAGCAUCUCAUAUGAGUUGGGUGUUACCAGAUGGAAACAUAGUAAAGUGGGGGUUAGCUGUAUCAGGUGGGCUCACUCUACAAUUAAAUGGAAGUCUGUCUCUGCCUAACCCGUCACGGAGGGAUGCUGGUCAUUACCGCUGCAUUGCUGUGAACCAGUACGGUAGUGACUCUCUGUCCAUGCAUCUGGAGGUAAACUCACGUUACCUCCCUCCGCUUAGGACUUCAUUUCCCACAGGGCCACAGUCAGCCGCUGGCAGGUCAACCAAGAUACGAGCUCCAUUACUUGUGGAGGAAGGAUCGGGGGAUGAAGAGGAAGAAGAGGAGAUCAAUCUUUUUGGCAAAAGGAAGCACCCAAGACCUCUACAACCUCCUCAAAACAGACGUUAUCCCAUCGGAAAACCCAGACGACUUGGACCUAUUAGAGAAGGCUCUCUGAGAAGAGGAGAAGGGCCACUACCAUCCAAUGACCGGAGAAGAAAUCGCUUCGAGAACAAACAUAGAGUUACCACAAACAAACAAAGGAUAGACCCUCAGAAAUGGGCUGACCUCCUGGCUAAGAUACGACAAAAGACCAAUAACAGCCAGCCCAUUGAAGCAGGAAAGCCCACAGCUGAACCACAGGGAGGAGGCAAAGGUGGAAACACAGAAAGACAGGAGGGACGUCAUGAUACAGAAAGCAGUAGAGCUAAUGGAUCAGGGGUGGAAGCAGAAACUGAAGGAAGGAAGCCUGUUUCUGGGGGUACAAGCCAGAGUCGACCCUCUCCUGACUGGAAGAACCCUGUGACCAAUUCUAUUCCUGAUUCACACGGCAGCAGGCCACACUGGCUCCCCUCACCUUUGCUUCCUGCUACCCCUGGGGCCCCAGUAUUGAGAUCCAGACCAAUGAUUGCAGACCCACACGUCAGGACAGUGUCGUUCCCAGCAGAAAGCACUGCCAGGCUGGCUUGUGAAGCUCAAGGACAGCCAAAGCCCUCCAUCACAUGGACUAAGGUCGCCACAGGAGCAGUGAUGUCAAUCCACUCCAGGGCUCACCGUUUUGAGGUCUUGCCAAAUGGCACCCUUGUUAUCCAGAAUGUUCAGCUGCAGGACAGGGGCACAUAUAUCUGCAGUGCACACAGUUUUCUGGGUCGUGACAGACUGCUAACCACCCUGGAAGUAUGGACCCGCCCCCCUCGGAUGAAGCUGGCCAGCUACAGAGAAGCUACCAUUCAUCAGGGUGGAGAGGUGCACUUGGAGUGCCAGGCGGAUGGCGUUCCCAGCCCCCUGCUGUCUUGGGUUCUUCCUGAUCGCUCUGCCUUGACCUCCACUGCUUCCUCCACCGGCCGCAUCACUAUGGACAAGAAUGGAACCCUCCACAUCUCAGUAACUUUACCAAGUGACAGAGGGGUGUAUCGCUGCGUGGCCUCGAACUCAGCAGGUGCUGCCAGUGCCUCUGCUCGUGUUCACGUGUCCUCGUUGCCCCCGGUGAUACAGCAACCCAGAGAGGAACACCUGCUCUUGUCUCCAGGGAGGCCUGUUUAUGCUCACUGCUCUGCCCGAGGUGCGCCGCCACCAACUCUGCGCUGGCGAAUCCCCGAUGGGACUCUGGUUCGCCCAUCCCAGUUUCUGCAUGGCAACCUUUUUGUCUUGCCCAAUGGGACGCUGCAUAUUCGAGGAGUGGGGCCAAAGGACUCAGGGAAUUACGAGUGCACAGCAAGUAAUGCUGUUGGGGCCGUUAAGAGGACAGUGAGGGUAGAAAUUGAAGGGGUGGCCAUUAUUGUCUCAACAUCACCCUCCGUUACUUCUGUCCACUACGGGCUUUUUUUGCAGCUCCACUGCUCUGUAACUGGCAACCCAUCACCCAUUAUCAUUUGGAGGACCCCCAGCAGGAAACUAGUGGACAUGCACUUCAGUUUUGACCGACGUCUGAAGGUGCACACUAAUGGCACUCUGUCAGUCCAGAGAGUAACAGAGAAGGAUGCUGGAGACUACCUCUGUAUUGCCCGGAACAAGGUCUCAGAUGAUUAUCGCCUCCUGCGUGUCUCUGUGGCUACCAAGCCUGCAAAGAUCGAGCCUAAGCAGCCGCUCACUCAGAUGGUGUCAUUGGGCAAGCCACUGAAGGUGGAUUGCCAGGCAUCAGGACUGCCUGACCCAGCAGUCCGUUGGAGCCUACCGGAUGGAACCAUGGUGAACAGUGUGUUGCAGGGGGAUGACAGAGGCGGGAGAGCACGGAGGUUAACUGUUUUUGACAAUGGGACGUUACUGGUUCCAGCGGUGGGUAUGGGAGAAGAGGGAGAGUACACGUGUUACGCUGAGAAUCAAGGAGGUCAAGACACCAUGAAGGUCAAAGUAAAGGUCAUGAUGACAUCUCCACCCAGCUUCACUGAUGACAAAAGCCACAAAGUCAUCAAAGUACGUCAGGGGGGCACCGCCACAAUCCGCUGCCAGGCCACAGGAGUUCCUGCUCCGACAGUUACAUGGUUUUCCCCGACAGGCCGUGCCAUCCCACGAAGUUUGGGAUCUGGUUUUUAUCCUCAGCGGGUUGUGGCCAUUUCAGAUGGAACUCUGGAGGUGCGUCUGGCUCAAAAGAUCGACACGGGAAACUACACAUGUCGAGCAAGCAACCCUUCCGGGGAGAGGACUAUGGUGGUGGGCUUGGAGGUGGAGGAUCCUAACCAUGGACUGAGUGGCCAGAGCGGAGGAAGAGGUUGGAGUACUAGCAAUGGGCCUGGCAGUGGUCCUUACAGUAGAUCAGGGGUGAGCAUUAAUAAUGCAGGGAUAAAUCAGUAUGGCAAGCAUGGCAGCAAUAACAGCAGCAACAAUGGCUAUAGUGAUCAUAAUGGCAGAAUAAGGAACAUUGUUCCAAACACUGGCACUAUUAUAUCACCAAGUGGCUUUAAUCCGGCCUUAAGGAGUCAUAGUCGAGAUGGCUUGAACAGGCCAGUCAGUGGAAUCUCAACACAACUUGGAAGCAGUGUUAUCAGUGGUCCGGUGAGCGUGGCUAGGAAUAUAGACAUCAAACCAGAUAACAUUGGAAUAAAUCAAAAUGGACCUGGCAUUGUGAGUAAUAGUAAUAGUGUGGUUAACAGUCGCAGCACAGUUAGAGGAGAAAGUGUAGAAAGGAAUCCUGGAACUAAUAAUAAUGAAGUCAUUGCAGGAAAGGCUGGUCAUGAUGCUAACACUAGAGUCAAUGUCGGGAUAAGUGGUACUUCUAGAAAUGUUGGAGUUUUUAGCAGCAGUGUGUCUAAUAAUGGAGCUGGUACUGGCGCACUCGGAGGAAAUACGUUUAGCAGGAGUAGCAGCGGUAGUAGUACCAGUAUAUCUGCUAGUGAUACAGCUACUAAAAACUCUACUAACACAGUUCUGGCUGUGGUAACGACAGUGAAGCAGCGAGUGGUGAAAGGCCAAACUGUUCUCUUGCCAUGCCCCUCCCGAGGCUCCCCUCCCCCCCGUCUGGCCUGGCUUCUGCCCGGUAACGGUGUGUUGCCAGCUCCUUACUAUGGCAGCCGACUCACUGUGCACCGAAACGGCUCCUUGGAGCUGCGAGGAGUGCGGGCGAGCGAUGGAGGGACCUUGGUGUGUGUGGUGAGAGGUGAGAGAGAACAGACGCGAAUACAGGUGGAGCUGGAGGUGUCUGAGCCACAGGAAGAGGCCGGAUCUCCACACAGGGGAGCGGCUGUGGAAAGGCCUGUGCAGGAAAGUCGUUUAAGAGAGGCGCCUCGCUCAGGAUCCUUAUCGCAACCAGCACAAUCCUUAAGUUCAAAGCUAGUGUUGCCUGAGACACUCCAUCCAAGAAUCCCAGUUACUCAAGCGCCUCUACACAGCGCCCAGUCUUUACCUGCUGCACCCCGUCCAGUUGGCCCUCCACCCCGCUUCACUAGCCCUGUGACUAGCCCUGUCAAAGAGCCAGCAGUGAGCACCAGAACAGCUCCCUUGUUGAGCAUCAUUAAUGGAGAGACCCUUCACCUGCCUUGCUCUGCUUCUCCCACCCAUGGAUCCACCCAGGGUGCUCUCUCAUGGACCAUGCCCAGUGGCAAGGUACUGUCUCGGGGUGAGAGUGGUGACUCUGACAGGCACCUUGUCCAACAGGAUGGAACACUAACAGUGCGACAGGCCACUGUGUUCGACCGUGGCACCUACACCUGCAGAUCCACCAGUGGCGACUCCUCCUCAGUUUCCAUCAUCACGGUUCCCGUCAUUGUCAUAGCCUACCCGCCACGAAUCACAGCAGGGCCUUCCCCUGUGACAUACACACGCCCCGGGGUUGCUGUGGAGCUGCCGUGCCAGACGAUAGCCACACCCCGGGCGACGAUCACGUGGGAAACACCAGACCUGACACAGCUGAGGGUGAUGGGUCAGCCUCGUAUCUAUGGCAACCUCUACCUUAGUCCACAGGGUUCCUUGGUGAUACAAAACCCGACAAGUAGGGAUACAGGAUUUUACAGAUGCACCGCCAAAAAUGUAAUAGGUGUGGACACCCAGGCGACCUAUCUGCAUGUUAUAUAACAGAGUGAAGCAAACGCACACAUGAACACGCAGCACAAAGACGGAGACACCACCAGUCUUCUGUACUGGUGAAUGAACUCUUCUGCUGCUAACACUGUAUGCGUCCCACAUGCCCAAAGGAACUGCAAGGCCCCGUUCAGGAGACACUGUUAAAUCUCAGAAAAGACAGUACUUAGAAACCGGUAUAUGUCUCAUGUACGUAUUUGUAAUGUAUGACUUUGUUUCCGAUGCUGUAUUGUUUUUAUAUCAAGAAUUGCAAUAUUCUCUGCAGAUGUAGCGUCAUGCAUGUAUCUCUGCAUAAACAGUUAAUGUUUUUUUGAGGAGGGUUGUUUCAUUUAGCUGAAGGUACUCUUUAUUUGUUGUGCUUUGUUUAUUUAAAUGUAGGUAUUGCUGAACCAAAGAAAAAAACGUGUUGGUGAUGCUGAAAGACAAACAUGCUUUACUUUACCAGAUUGCUUUAUUUCAUUAAUUUACAUAUUCAUCCGAUGACACUGAAGUACAGUGGAUCAUACAGUAUUAUACUGACUUGGUAACUGAACAUUGUAGACACAAAACAGCAUCACAUAAAGAUCACACAAAUGUCUACAGGUCACACAAUAUAAUCCUGUUUAAUCUUCGUGUAUAUUUAACGAAUAUUACAUUUUUUCAAAUGUUGCAAAUUGGGACUUCAUUCACCAAAAUAAUACCUGGAUUAAAAAUUGCAGAUUUAUAUUUACUGUAUUAACUAUUGAAACACUUUCUGAGCUUUUUUAAAAUGUAUUUAUUAACUACAUUCUAGAUAAAAGUUGGAGUUUGUUGUGGUGCAAAAACAGUAACUUAUAUUGGCAACCUAAUUUGAAUUUUACUGUCUACACGUUACAUUGAAAGUGUAACAGACAUGAAGAUGGAGGGCUCCAGCAUUACGAUCCACCCAAACAGCAGCUUCUACAGGACUUUUUGAACCUAUCUCUCCUCAUGACUUAUAAGUGGGUUUUAAACUGACAAAUAUUGUUCUACAACAAUCAAGUGAAUCUAACAUUUUCACAGCAUUACUGUUGCAGAAUGAGAUACAGUACAAAUCAUUCAUGUCAACACAUCUGUCAGUUCUUUCAAGAGUGAUCUUUGUGAUUAUUUUUAUAUUAAAGAUUCUAUAAAUGUAUGUGUGGAGACUGCCCUAAGCUUGUGCACAAAGCCAGCAGCUCAUAGUUUCCUCUCCUCUUUGAUGUUUUAAUUUUGUCCUUAAAUUAUUUGUCUUGUAAAGACUCUGUUGUAAGACGCCAGUGUUUUCUCACAAAGGCAGAAAUUAUUAAAUGUUAUUACCUAUUGUUGACGUCUCAUUAGUUACGAUGAA